CCUGUAGUAGCUAUAAAAGUGUGUGUGUCUCACACUGACAGGACUACACUCACAGGGAUCUCAUUAUAGGUGCACUGUGAGACCUUAAACUUCUUCUUCUUCUCUGAAAAAGACAAUCAGAACAGCAAUAUGCGUGAGUGUAUCUCCAUCCAUGUCGGCCAGGCUGGUGUCCAGAUGGGCAACACCUGCUGGGAGCUGUACUGUCUGGAACACGGCAUCCAGCCGGACGGCCACAUGCCCAGUGAGAAGCCCUCCACUGGCUACGACGACUCCUUCACUACUUUCUUCAGCGAGACCGGCACUGGGAAGUACGUCCCCAGAGCCAUCUUUGUCGACCUGGAGCCCACGGUCAUCGAUGAGGUCCGCACGGGCACAUACCGCCAGCUCUUCCACCCUGAGCAGCUGAUCUCAGGAAAGGAGGACGCUGCCAACAACUACGCCCGCGGUCACUACACUGUCGGGAAAGAGCACAUUGACUCUGUGCUGGACAGGAUCCGCAAACUGUCUGACCAGUGCACCGGGCUCCAAGGAUUCCUCGUCUUCCACUCCUUCGGUGGAGGAACCGGCUCUGGCUUCACCUCCUUGCUAAUGGAGCGCCUCUCUGUCGACUUUGGAAAGAAAUCCAAGCUUGAGUUCGCCAUCUACCCUGCUCCUCAGGUGUCCACCGCUGUAGUCGAGCCAUAUAACUCCAUCCUGACCACCCACACCACCCUGGAGCACUCCGAUUGCGCCUUCAUGGUGGACAAUGAAGCAAUCUACGACAUCUGCCGCAGGAACCUGGACAUCGAGCGUCCAUCAUACACCAAUCUGAACCGCCUUAUCAGUCAGAUUGUGUCGUCAAUCACCGCUUCUUUGCGCUUUGAUGGCGCCUUGAACGUGGACUUGACUGAGUUUCAGACCAACUUGGUGCCCUAUCCAAGAAUCCACUUCCCCUUGGCUACAUACGCUCCGGUUAUCUCUGCUGAGAAAGCAUACCAUGAGCAGCUCACUGUAGCUGAAAUCACCAAUUCCUGCUUUGAGCCAGCCAACCAGAUGGUCAAAUGUGACCCACGUCAUGGAAAGUACAUGGCAUGCUGCCUGCUGUACCGAGGUGAUGUCGUUCCCAAAGACGUCAACACGGCAAUCAGCAACAUCAAAACCAAGCGAUCCAUCCAGUUUGUGGACUGGUGCCCUACUGGGUUCAAGGUGGGAAUCAACUACCAGCCACCCACCGUGGUUCCUGGAGGAGAUCUCGCCAAGGUGCAGCGAGCUGUGUGCAUGCUUAGCAACACCACAGCUAUUGCAGAGGCAUGGGCACGACUUGAUCACAAGUUUGACCUCAUGUACGCCAAGAGGGCCUUUGUGCACUGGUAUGUGGGGGAGGGGAUGGAGGAGGGUGAGUUCUCAGAGGCCAGGGAAGACAUGGCCGCCCUGGAGAAGGACUACGAGGAGGUCGGAGUCGAUUCGUUUGAGGAUGAAGAAGAGGGGGAGGAGUAUUAAAGACAGGGUGAAGUUCAUUCAGAUGAAACAAGUUGAUCAGAAGUGUUGAUGAUUUGUAGACCACUUAAAACACUUGUGUAACUGCGAGAAGCUGUAUGUCCAGAUUAGUGCAGCGGUGUUUGGUUUAAAGAAUAUCUCUCAGAUGAGAGAAAGGAUGUGCCUUUAAUGCCUUUUCUAAAUAAAACCAUUAACAUUCA
This is a messenger RNA of Cheilinus undulatus (humphead wrasse), 1676 nucleotides long. RefSeq names its product tubulin alpha chain-like. The transcript has 4 exons. The coding region runs from base 130 to 1479 and encodes 449 amino acids. Gene Ontology annotation, cellular component: microtubule; cytoplasm. Gene Ontology annotation, molecular function: GTP binding; structural constituent of cytoskeleton. The record is from RefSeq and is a predicted model, not a curated record. Lineage: Eukaryota; Metazoa; Chordata; Actinopteri; Labriformes; Labridae. Gene Ontology annotation, biological process: mitotic cell cycle; microtubule cytoskeleton organization.